Molecule: messenger RNA, 1326 nt
Organism: Selaginella moellendorffii
Lineage: Eukaryota; Viridiplantae; Streptophyta; Lycopodiopsida; Selaginellales; Selaginellaceae
Product: probable LRR receptor-like serine/threonine-protein kinase At1g34110
Exons: 2
Coding region: 1-1326 (441 amino acids)
Biological process (GO): hormone-mediated signaling pathway
Cellular component (GO): plasma membrane
Molecular function (GO): protein binding
Source: RefSeq, a predicted model, not a curated record
AUGGCAACACUACUUUUAUGGUGUGGUGUCAAACAUGGCAUGGUUGCUAGUCAGCACAGCAGCAUAGUCAGCACAGCAUGCUUGCCAAUCAAGAUUAAAACUUGUAGUUGCAUGACUUUGACCACAGACCAUGACUCUGGGGCAUCCCUUGGUGGGAACUCUCACGCCAAGGCUUGGGCAGCUUUCAUAUCUUUCAGAGCUCGAUCUAAAAUAACGGGGCAAAUUCCUACCACCCUCGGAAAUUGCUCCUCACUCACAGAGCUCAACUUGAGAGGGAACCAAUUGACUGGCCAUAUUCCAGCAACAUUAGGGCAGCUCCAGAAUCUCACUGAGCUCUGGCUAUCUGAUAAUUUCUUGAGCGGGUCUAUUCCAUCGAGUGUUGGGAACUGCUCCAAGCUGCGGUUCCUCAGUCUGGAAAACAACACCUUAACGGGCUCUAUAUCUCCAUCGCUGGGUAAGCUCAAGAAAUUGGAAAGUUUAUCACUUUUUACAAACAAUUUGGAGGGGCUUAUACCAAUCACUCUUGGAAACCUUUCGCACCUCACAUUUCUAGACAUGUCUGACAACCUUCUAUAUGGCCCAUUACCUGGCUCUUUUGCUGGUCUUCGUAGGCUAAAGUGGUUGGGACUAUCGCAAAACUAUUUUCUCAACGGAUCGAUUCCUUCGGAUGUUAUGGUGGGCAUGCCAUCUCUAACGCACCUAGAGCUCCAUUACAACAACUUUACAGGAAACAUUCCCAUGUUUAAUGCGUCUUCUCCUGUUGUACUACUUCGCUUGGACGUUAACAGCCUGACAGGAAUCAUUCCGCAUUUGAUCACAGAGAUCAAGGCUCUCCAGCAAUUGCACCUCAACAAAAACUAUCUAGAUGGAAGCAUUCCAAAAGGCAUUAGCCAGCUGGAUCGUCUUGAGAUACUUGACUUGAGUGACAACUAUCUCAGAAAUGAAGUUCCUCCACUCGACAAAUGCACCAAUCUUGGCUAUCUCGACCUCCACGGAAACUUGAUACGGAGCAAAAUGCCAACGUUUGGUGCAUGCACUAACCUGGUUUACUUGGAUCUCUCAACGAACGAGUUCCAGGGAGAGAUUAGCUCAAGGCUAGGGAAUUGCUCCCAGCUCAAGGUUGUCAACUUUGCGCAGAACAAUUUCACGGGUGAGGUGCUGCUUGACUUGAGUAACUUGACAAGCUUGGUCUUCUUUGUCAUUUCCAACAACACGUUGAGCGGCACAAUUCCAGCAAAAAGCUUGAAUUCCACUUAUCUCAGAGUCAUGGACUAUAGUAGGAACCAUUUCACAGUCAAGAAACUUGCAGCUGGUCAGGAAUUAUGA